AUGAAAGGAAAAGAUUUGCCGCCGUCAGGAUACGAUGUGACUUUAAUCCUCCCGCAAUGCGUCUGCUUAAAAAAUUACCAAGAAUAUAAGAAGAUUAAUGAAAGCAAAAGCGAUGAGACUCUUUCCGAUGGAAAAUCUGAGACUAUAAGCAAUUUAAUAUGCAUGCCGAGCGUCACGGAACUUUCGUGGGACAUACUGCAGUCUGGUGCAUUCGAGAAAAUACCGGAAAAAUAUACGACCAACAUUUUUGAAACUAAGAAAAAGGAAUCGGAAGAUGCUGGAUGCUUUAAAACCCAGAGGAAGAUAUGCGAGGUCAAAGGUUCUCACGUAUCGUAUUGCUUCCAUAAAAUAUUUUUCGAGAAUUUGAAUAAAUCAUAUACUUCGAUGUAGUAGAAGAAAUAAAUAUAUUGUAUACCUCCGAUCUACUCGCUGCUAUUUGUCACUGCUUCGCAUUAACAGUACAAAUGUCUAAUCAUUAUAAGUAAAUAAGUAAGAUUUUCGUUCAUAAUAAAUAUUGCACAUUCUGUACUUAAGUUACCGGGCAAAUUUAAAAAAUUUGCGCAUAAUGUACAGAGUCCUCUACGACACGCUAUCGUGUCGUAAGAACUGCGUAAUAGUGCGUAAGAACAAGAACCACGGUAAGUAAGUUGCUUUUGAGCGCGUCGUACCGUGCCUUGUCCUCAGUGAAGCGGUUUUAUUAUAAAUAAUCGCGGAGAGGUGCAACUACUUUUUGAAGAACAAUUAUAUUUACUGGAUACUUUGAAAUCGACUAAAUCUUCAAACAUGACUGACGAAGUUAAUCCGAAAGCGUACCCUUUGGCAGACGCUGCUUUGACUGCAAAAAUCUUAAAUUUGGUACAACAAGCUAUGAACUACAAACAGUUGAGGAAAGGAGCCAACGAAGCGACAAAGACAUUGAAUCGUGGCCUUUCAGAAUUUAUUGUAAUGGCAGCAGAUGCCGAGCCAUUGGAAAUUUUGUUACAUUUACCAUUGCUUUGCGAAGACAAGAAUGUACCAUACGUAUUUGUUAGGAGUAAGCAAGCAUUAGGCCGUGCUUGUGGUGUAUCCAGGCCUGUUGUCGCAUGUUCCGUAACAGUUAACGAAGGAUCACAAUUGAAACCACAAAUUCAAGCCAUACAACAAGAAAUCGAACGUCUAUUAGUUUAAGUAUUAUGUACCUGAUUUAGAAUCAGUCUUUUUAAAUAUAAGUAACUACAGACUAUUGUUUCCAGUUUUCAUACAGAUUUUUUUUCAAUGAUUUCAAUGUAUUAAACAAUAUGUAUUUUUCAUACAAUGAAACAUGAGUGAUCAUGUUACUUUUGUAAAUAAAAGGAAAUAGAAACUAUCGAUAGUGUUUGUGUCACUUAAUAUAUAUGUAAUUUAUUAAAAGUCUCCUCUUAGAA
This is a messenger RNA of Ceratina calcarata, 1403 nucleotides long. It is a transcript of the gene hoip, whose product is annotated as NHP2-like protein 1 hoip. The record is from RefSeq and is a predicted model, not a curated record. Bases 784 to 1167 code for a protein of 127 amino acids. Gene Ontology annotation, cellular component: ribonucleoprotein complex; nucleolus. Gene Ontology annotation, biological process: ribosome biogenesis. NCBI's taxonomy places the organism in Eukaryota, Metazoa, Arthropoda, Insecta, Hymenoptera, Apidae. Gene Ontology annotation, molecular function: RNA binding. The transcript is spliced from 4 exons.